AUGACUUCUGCAUCUGCAGACUCGGAGCAAUUUGACCACAAUCUGUGUACAAGACCACAUUAUUUCUUGUUCAUAAUUUUAGGUGUCUUCACCUCUAUCUCCUUGUGUGGACUUGUGGGGAAUGUGGUGGUUGUGUGGCUCCUGGGCUUCCGCAUGAAGCAGAAUCCCUUCACUGUCUAUGUCCUGAACCUGGCCAUCGCUGACUUGUGUCUGCUUCUGAUCCUUCUUGCUGGUUUUAUAAUAUUAAUGACUUCAGGACAAUAUUGCAAUCUUAGUGAUGGUCUUUUCCUGACCAUUGGCUUCAUGGCUCUGCUGUUCCUGUUUUGCUAUUUGGCUGGCAUGUAUCUGCUGACAGCCAUGAGCGUAGAGCGGUGUCUGGCUGUUUGGUUCCCAGUUUGGUACCGGUGCCACCGCCCUAAGCAUUUGUCAGGUGCCCUGUGUGGGGUGCUCUGGGCUCUCGCUGCACUUUUUCUUCUGCUGCUGUUCCUGACUUGUGCUUUUACUGAAAGCUGUUUGGAAAUAUUUAGUGUUUUAAACAUUGUGAAUUUUGCCCUGUUCUCCUUCAUCCCAUUGCUUUCCAACCUGGCCCUCUUCAUCAAACUCCGAUGUGGCUCCCAGAGACGACACCCAGGGAAACUCUAUGUUGCUCUCCUGCUCAGUGUCAUCUUCCUGGUCAUCUUUGGACUCCCUUUCACUGUGUCAAAUUUCCUUCCUGCUUUUGAUGCAGGAUUUUUUUCUAUUUCUUGCCUGCUGAUAUCACUGAACAGCUCCAUCAAUCCUGUCCUCUACUUCCUGGUGGGGAACUGCCGGCAGCGUCGCUUCCAAUGCUCUGUCAAAGCUGCCUUCCAAAGGCUGUUUGAAGAGGAAGCCACAAGUGAGGAGAGGAGCCAGGUGCCUGGGGAUGCUGUGAUGGAGACCAGUGUCUGA
This is a messenger RNA of Indicator indicator, 927 nucleotides long. RefSeq names its product proto-oncogene Mas-like. The transcript has a single exon. The coding region runs from base 1 to 927 and encodes 308 amino acids. Gene Ontology annotation, molecular function: G protein-coupled receptor activity. Gene Ontology annotation, biological process: G protein-coupled receptor signaling pathway. Gene Ontology annotation, cellular component: membrane. The record is from RefSeq and is a predicted model, not a curated record. Lineage: Eukaryota; Metazoa; Chordata; Aves; Piciformes; Indicatoridae.